ACCAUGGUCACUAAGUGAAGGGGUUCUGGGUCCAUCCAUCCCCCGGCUGGACGGAGAGCGAGGACAGGAGGAGAGCGGCGAUCGCACGCACAGGAGGGAAUGUUGACCAGGGAGCACCACUGCGGCCGUUUAGAGCAGCAGGAACCGGAGCCCGGGCUGAGCCCAGAAACGCCGGAGCUGAACUGUGGCUCCGCCAGGGUUGCUAGUGGAAGAUGGAGGAGCCAGAGGAACCCGCAGACAGUGGGCAGUCGCUGCCCCCGGGUUACAUCUACAGUCCCCAGUAUGUCAGUUUGUGCGGCUGUGGGUGGGUGGGGGAGGGAUCUGGAGAAAUUCGGGUAGCCGCCAGUAUGGUACAUUCUCUGAUUGAAGCAUAUGCACUGCAUAAGCAAAUGAGGAUAGUGAAACCCAAAGUGGCCUCCAUGGAGGAGCUGGCCACCUUCCACACCGAUGCCUAUCUGCAGCAUCUCCAGAAGGUCAGCCAAGAAGGCGACGAUGAUCAUCCGGACUCCAUAGAAUAUGGGCUAGGUUAUGACUGCCCAGCCACUGAAGGGAUAUUUGACUAUGCAGCAGCUGUCGGAGGGGCUACAAUCACAGCUGCCCAGUGCCUGAUUGAUGGAGUGUGCAAAGUAGCAAUUAACUGGUCUGGAGGGUGGCACCAUGCAAAGAAAGAUGAAGCAUCUGGUUUUUGUUAUCUCAAUGAUGCUGUCCUGGGAAUAUUACGAUUGCGACGGAAAUUUGACCGUAUUCUCUAUGUGGACUUGGAUCUGCACCAUGGAGAUGGUGUGGAAGAUGCCUUCAGUUUCACCUCCAAAGUCAUGACUGUGUCUCUGCACAAAUUCUCCCCAGGAUUUUUCCCAGGAACAGGUGAUGUGUCUGAUGUUGGCCUUGGGAAGGGACGGUACUACAGUGUAAAUGUGCCCAUUCAGGAUGGCAUACAGGAUGAGAAGUAUUACCACAUCUGUGAAAGUGUACUAAAAGAGGUAUACCGAGCCUUUGAUCCCAAAGCAGUGGUUUUACAGCUGGGAGCUGAUACGAUAGCUGGGGAUCCCAUGUGCUCCUUUAAUAUGACUCCAGUGGGAAUUGGAAAGUGUCUUAAGUACAUCCUUCAGUGGCAAUUGGCAACACUCAUUUUGGGAGGAGGAGGCUAUAACCUUGCCAACACAGCUCGAUGCUGGACAUACUUGACCGGGGUCAUCCUAGGGAAAACACUAUCCUCUGAGAUCCCAGAUCAUGAGGUAAGUAAGGCUCUGACAAGUCCCCUCUUCUUUAAGGGGAAGAGCUGAGUCAUUCCACCUAAUCAAAAUCACGUCCUCACCACUCAAUACCGUUUUGUUGAGAGACACUUCAAUAACAAUAACACACUGUCUUGGCAGAAUAGUGGACUCUUGUUUCAAAAUAUCCAAGACCUUCUGCCUUUUUUUA
Tupaia belangeri chinensis (Chinese tree shrew) is the source of this 1422-nucleotide messenger RNA. RefSeq names its product histone deacetylase 8 (gene HDAC8). Gene Ontology annotation, biological process: heterochromatin formation. The record is from RefSeq and is a predicted model, not a curated record. NCBI's taxonomy places the organism in Eukaryota, Metazoa, Chordata, Mammalia, Scandentia, Tupaiidae. Gene Ontology annotation, molecular function: histone deacetylase activity. The transcript has 9 exons. The coding region runs from base 213 to 1283 and encodes 356 amino acids.